Messenger RNA from Cyanistes caeruleus (blue tit), 941 nucleotides. NCBI's taxonomy places the organism in Eukaryota, Metazoa, Chordata, Aves, Passeriformes, Paridae. The record is from RefSeq and is a predicted model, not a curated record.
GUCAUGAGAUUUGAGAGGCAGAGGGGAUUGAGGGGGUAGAAAGGAUUUAGGGGGGCACAGGGAUUUGGAGGGAAGAGGAGAUUAAGGGGCCCACAGAGAUUGGGGUGAGGAAAUGGGAUUUGGGGGACACAGGGAUUUGGGGGACACCCUCCCCCGCACCGUGUCCCCAAGGCCUCGCUGACCCCCUGCCCCUCCUUCCCAGAGCACCUUCCGUGUCCUGGCUCCGCCCGGUCCCAGCCCGGGCUCCCGCUUUUCCCGCCUCUGGAAAUAUGUCCGAGGGAGUGGAUCUGAUUGACAUCUACGCCGACGAGGAGUUCACCCAGGACCCGGAGUUCAGUAAUGCUGACCAGAUGGAUCUCUACGACGACGUGUUAGCAGCCAGCUCCCAGCCCCAGGAAAAGCGUUCCAGCAGCUCGGAAGCGCCUCCAGAGAUCCGUCAGGAGCCGUCUCCCAAGCCCAACAGCAAACCCCCGGCCAUCCUGUACACCUACAGCGGACUCCGGAACAAGAGGGCUGCCGUCUACGUUGGGAGCUUCUCCUGGUGGACGACUGACCAGCAGCUGAUCCAGACCAUCCGCUCCGUCGGAGUCUACGACGUGGUGGAGCUGAAAUUCGCGGAGAACCGAGCCAAUGGCCAAUCCAAGGGGUAUGCGGAGGUGGUGGUCGCCUCCGAGAAUUCGGUCCAUAAACUCCUGGAGCUGCUUCCCGGAAAGAUCCUGAAUGGAGACAAGGUGGAGGUGAGGCUGGCGACCCGGCAGAACCUGUCGCAGUUCGAGGCUCAGGCUCGCAAACGUGUGCCACCACGGGCCCACUCCCGAGAUUCCAUGGAUGCAGUGGACGGCCGGGCAACGCCGACAGAGAACGCGCUGCCCCCCGCCCGCAUGGAGAAGCCCCCCUCAGUCCUGCCCUUCUUCAGCCGCCCCCCUGCGCUGCCCCUCAUG